UUCUUUCUUUCUCAAUAUUUUCUCAGAUCCCAAACAACCUUUCCUCUCAUUCGACAUGAUCACGCUCGUUUGAGAUCCUUCAUUUUGUUUUGUACAGCCAAAAACCAAUAACACAACAAAAAUAAGGGGGAAGAGAGGGAGACCUAGAAAGGCCAAACGCCAUGAACGACUUCGAGGGUCUCUUGGCCUCCGAUUUCGGAUUCAAACCCUCAGGCAAAUCGGCCCCAAUGUCUGCUUCUUCAGCUAAUUCUUCAAAGGCCCCAAACUUCGAUCUCGGAUCUAGUGGGCCCUCCCGAUCAACUCGCGCCACCAAUUCCUUCAGUGGGUCUCUCGCCGACGAUCGCGAUUCGAUCUUCGGACCCUCAAAAACCCAAGACUUUGGCGAUAUCUUCGGCGGCUCGGCGAGGUAUUCGACCAAAUCGGAGAGCCGUGGCGAGGAUGCGGCUUUCAACUUCGACUCUAUGUUUGGCGGGUCUACUGAUUCGGUUCCAAAGUCGUCGAAUCCAGGGCCCGUUUACGAUAAACCCGUUUACGACGACGACAUUUUCGAUGGCGUCCCGGGGCUGAAGAGCACGUCUUCAAAAGUCAAGUACGAGGACGUUUUCUCCACGGUCAAGUCGCCGCCGUCCAAGGGGAGUAGUAGUGGAUUUGAUGACCUUCUUGGCGGCUUUGGUAAGGUAGAGCCCCAAUUGAAGAGCUCAGGUUCCAGAGGAUCGGAUAGAGCUGAGAAGGUUGUGCCGGGUCUCGAUGAUUUGUUACCUGGGUUUGGAGGUAGUAACCCCGCUAGUGAAAGGUCAACCUCGGAGGCCAAUUGGCCCCCUCAAACGAAUGCCAAUAAUCUGUCUAAAACAACCUCCAAGGUGAUGGAAGAUCCUUUUGUAGUAUCAGGGCAGUUUAAGGAUCCCUUGGAAGAAAUAAGUAGACUUUCUAAAUCUGCAAGCUCAAAGGUUGAUAGUCCAUCUGUUGAUAAUGGGCAAGCAUUUGAUGAUAUUGAUCCCUUUGAUGGCCUUGGGAAGUCAGUCCCAGCAUUUUCAUCGGGAAGAAAUUACAGGGGAAAGGAUAGUGGCAAUUUAAGGGCAGAUACAAGCACAAAUAACAGCAGAGCUUCAACUGCUAAAGAAUCAACUGAGAAGCCUUCUGUGAGAAGUCCAGAUAACCAGUCUCAGAAGAAGGUUCCUGUUGGCAAUCAUUGGGAUUCUCAUCAGACCUUGUUUGACAUGCCUACAGUUUCAACUGAUUCUCAGAAAUCAGCUGGUCAAACUAUGUCUCCACCUUCCUAUGUAAAUGCUAGUCCUAAGGGAGCAAAUGUAUAGGUGGAUAGGUCUCCAAGAUCUGAAGAAAACUUGGAUUCAUCUGAUUAUCUAUGGCUCACUGUUUCAGAGAUCCCUCUAAUGACUCAGCCCACUAGUGCUCCACCACCGUCAAGACCACCUCCUCCAAGGCCAGUGCAGGUUUCGAAGGCAAGAAUGGGUUCCCCUGCUACCACAAAUGCGAGAAAGAAGGCUAGUGAAUCUUCUACUCAGUUCUUUCAAGCUCCGAAGUCUGCUCCUGCUGCAGCAAGGGGCCCAGGUGUCUCUUCAAUUGACGAACUUGAGGAUUUUGCUAUGGGUAAGAGCCAAAGUAACUUUGAUGAACAUGCAAAUGGUCUUUCUGGUGAAGAAUUGGAGAUGAAUUCAGUUGCUACUGCCAUGAAGGAGGCUAUGGAUAGAGCUGAGGCUAAAUUCAGACAUGCGAAGGAAGUGAGAGAGAGAGGAAGUACAAAGGCUGCUAGAAGUAAAGAAGCACAGCUAGAAAAGGAUGAGAAAGCUAUGCAGGAUGAGAAAGAGCUUAGAUAAAAACAGGAGAGGUUGGAUAGUGAACGGCUGCAGAGGGAAAGUGAAGAGGAAGAUAUGGAACAAAGUAGAGUGGAGAAAGAGAGGGAAAUUGAGAGGGCUUGGGAAGAGAAAGAGAGAGAACAAAGGAAACUUGAAAGGGAAAGGGAAAGAACCAGAGAAAUGGAGAGGGAAAGGGAUAAGGCCAGACAAGCUGUGGAAAGGGCUACUAGGGAAGCACGAGAGAGAGCAGCUGCUGAAGCUCGCAUAAAAGCUGAACGGGCUAAAUCAGAGAGAGCUGCUGUAGACAAGGCAACUGCUGAAGCUAGAGAACGUGCUGAAAGGGCUGCAGUUCAGAGAGCUCAAGCUGAAGCUCGGGAAAGGGCUGCAGUGGAGGCAAAGGAAAGAGCAGAAAAGGCUGCUGCAGAAGCCAGAGAAAGAGCAAAUGCUGAAGCAAAGGAGAGGGAAGCAAGGGAGAGAGCUGCUGCAGCAAGGGCUGGAGCUGAAGCACGAACAAGAGCUGAACGCGCUGCAGUAGAAAGGGCUGCUGCAGAGGCACGAGAAAGGGCUGCUGCAGAGGCUCGAGAAAGGGCUGCUGCUGCUGCUGCAAGGGCGAACCAACAAAAGAGUGAAAAUGAUCUUGAGCACUUUUUCAGCAUGGGUCGAGCUAGCAGUGCACCACGACCUAGGGCUAAUUCCUUGGACCCAUUUCAGAACAGGCAAGAGCCUGAAGUUCCAAAGACAUCAAGCACUGCUUCCUCGAAUAUAAGAAAAGCAAACUCAACCACAAAUAUUGUUGACGAUCUUUCAGCAAUUUUUGGAGCUGCUCCAUCUUCUGGAGGAGAGUUCCAGGAAGUUGAAGGAGAAACUGAAGAAAGGCGAAGAGCCAGGUUAGAACGACACCAAAGGACCCAAGAGCGUACGGCAAAAGCACUGGCUGAAAAGAAUGAGAGAGACCUUCACGCCCUAAGAGAGCAAGCUGAGAGACAUAGGAUUGCUGAAACACUAGAUGUUGAGAUCAAGCGUUGGGCUGCAGGGAAAGAGGGGAAUUUGCGUGCUCUGCUGUCGACCAUGCAAUAUGUUCUCUGGCCUGAAUGCGGUUGGCAGCCAGUUUCUUUGACUGAUAUGAUUACUGCUGCCUCAGUUAAGAAAGUAUAUAGGAAGGCAACUUUGUGUAUUCAUCCUGAUAAAGUACAACAAAAAGGUGCCAAUCUUCAACAGAAGUAUAUAGCCGAGAAGGUGUUCGACCUCCUUAAGGAAGCUUGGAACAAGUUCAAUUCAGAGGAGCUUUUUUGAAACCCUUAAAUGAUUCUACUGCUUCGAGUUACUUCAUUUGGCAACCAGAUCAUUUGUCAUAAGGGAAGAAGAAUCUUCGCUUCUUUUUAGAAGAAAGACUUCGCAUCGGUGAUGGUGGAAAUUUUGAUUGAAUUUGAAAAUAUAUUGAGAGAGGCUUCCAUUUGCCACUGAGAUGCCUGGAUGGUAUUCUCUUAUAUUUCCCUUUUUAAUUCCCCUCUCUCUCUUGUAAUUGUUUAUUUAGGGGAUCCAGGGGUUUUAUGAUGUUUGAAAGAUCGCUUUAUGAAAAAUGGGAAAGGCUGGUUGAUGUAGAAUGCCAUAUUGUGUGGUAUUGCACAAAA
Prunus avium (sweet cherry) is the source of this 3445-nucleotide messenger RNA. The record is from RefSeq and is a predicted model, not a curated record. NCBI's taxonomy places the organism in Eukaryota, Viridiplantae, Streptophyta, Magnoliopsida, Rosales, Rosaceae.